Molecule: messenger RNA, 1119 nt
Organism: Echinops telfairi (small Madagascar hedgehog)
Lineage: Eukaryota; Metazoa; Chordata; Mammalia; Afrosoricida; Tenrecidae
Gene: PECR
Product: peroxisomal trans-2-enoyl-CoA reductase
Exons: 8
Coding region: 23-931 (302 amino acids)
Biological process (GO): phytol metabolic process
Cellular component (GO): peroxisome
Molecular function (GO): trans-2-enoyl-CoA reductase (NADPH) activity
Source: RefSeq, a predicted model, not a curated record
ACCUUUGGACCGCUCCGCGAUCAUGGCUUCCUUGACGAAGGUCCAGAGUAGUCUGGCGAUGGACCUGCUGCGGAAUCAAGUGGCCAUAGUCACCGGCGGGGGCACCGGCAUCGGAAAAGCCAUAGCGAAGGAGCUCCUGCACUUGGGAUGUAGUGUGGUCAUUGCAUCUCGUAAAUUUGAUAGAUUAAAGGCCGCUUCAGAAGAACUGAAGGCCAGCUUGCCUCCCGACCAGCAAGCUCAGAUCACGCCUAUCCAGUGCAACAUCCGCAAAGAGGAAGAGGUGAAUAAUUUGGUGAAAUCCACUUUAGAUCUUUAUGGUAAGAUCAAUUUCUUGGUAAACAACGGAGGAGGCCAGUUCCUGUCUCCUGCUGAACACAUCAGUGCAAAGGGAUGGCAUGCUGUGAUUGAAACCAACCUGACAGGCACCUUCUACAUGUGCAAAGCAGUUUACAACUCCUGGAUGAAAGAGCAUGGAGGAUCGAUCGUCAAUAUCGUUGUUCUUAGUAAAUAUGGAUUUCCCAUGGCUGUGCACAGUGGAGCUGCAAGAGCAGGUGUUCAUAACCUCACCAAAACCUUAGCUUUGGAAUGGGCCCACUCCGGAGUCAGGAUCAACUGUGUGGCUCCUGGGACAAUAUACUCGGAGACUGCUUUUGCGAACUACGGGGAUCUUGCAGAGGAAUUGUUUGGGAACUAUCACCAUAUCCCAGCCAAACGACUGGGAAUUCCUGAGGAGAUCUCCUCGCUGGUGUGCUUCUUGCUGUCUCCCGGAGCUUCCUUCAUUACUGGGCAGCUGGUGGAUGUGGAUGGGGGCCAUUCUCUGUACAAUCACUCAGUCCGCAUACCAGAUCAUGACAACUGGCCUGAAGGAAUAGGGGACUUCUCAACUGUGAAGAAGCUGAAGGCAUUUUACAAAACUAAGCAGAAGCUCUAAGUUAAGAAAACAAGGCUUUCUUUUCCCUCAAGUGCCUUAACAUCUCGAGAAAGACUUGAGAGUUUAUGCUUUGUAUUAAAAAAAUCACUCUCUGCUCUCUAGAAGUGCUGUACAUCUUAUUGAUGCAAAAACUAUUUCUCAAAACAAAUUCACUUUAACCUGUAAUUCAAUAAAAAUUAAGAAGGGAA